UAUGGCGACGCAGCCAUGGGCCUUGUGGAGCUGUUCUCGGAGCCCGCGCAGCGCACGCGGUACCGCGCCGGGCUCUGCUCCGCCGCCGCCUUGGGUCUCGCGCUGCUGGGCGCGCUCACCUACGUGCCGCCGCUGCUCGUGGCCUACCGUAGCCACGGUCUGUGGCGCACGCUGGCCGCGUACCGCGAGCAGCCGUCCGUCCGCUUCCGCUACGAGGCGCUGCUGCUGGCCACGACUGCGGCGCCGGGCGGCGGCCUGGCCUGGAGCACGUUCCCCGCCUUCAACCGCCUGCAGGGAGAGCGCCUGCGCGUCCCGCUCGUCGCGACUAGAGAAGAAGAUAAGAAUCAAGAUGGCAAAAUGGACCAGUUGCAUUUUAAACUGGAACUUCCUUUGAAGCCUGCGGAGGAAGUGCUUGGUGCGCAGCUCAUUCUGACCUUCUCCUACCAGCUGCAUAGGAUGUCAACAUUUGUGAUGCAGAGCAUGGCUUUUCUGCAGUUUUUCUCUCCAAUUCCAGGGUCCCAGCUGUACGUGAAUGGAGACUUGAAAUUACAGCAGAGGCAAUUACUUAGCCAUCGUGGACUAGACACCAGAUACAAUAUAUCUGUGAUCAACGGCACAAGUCCCUUCGCACGUGACUAUGAUCUCACUAACAUCAUUGCAGCAUAUCAGGAUAGAAAUGUAACGACAGUUCUUGCAGAUCCCAAUCCUGUUUGGCUGAUAGGAAGAGCAGCAAAUGCACCUUUUAUUAUUAAUGCCACCAUUCGGUAUCCAGUGGAAGUUAUUUUGUAUCAGCCAGGUUUCUGGGAGAUGAUUAAAUUUGCCUGGAUCCAGUAUGUUAGUAUCCUGCUUAUUUUUCUUUGGGUAUUUGACAGGAUAAAAAAAUUUGUGUUCCAGAAUCAGGUGCUGACCACAGUACCUGUAACAUCAGCAUCCUUGACGCCAUCGCACAAAGCACACCAGUCCUGAGCAGAUACUUGGAGACAUGCUUGAAGAUGAGGAGCUUGGUGAAUACCUUCUGGAUCGUGUUUGGUUCAUGCUAUUACUGUCUAAGACUCCUUUUGUAUUCUUUUCUUUGCGUCAGGCUUAUUUGAGCGCUGCACUGGGAUUCGUGUUUCUCAUGUUUGUUGACAGUUCAAGAGGAAUGGAUUCAGUUUUGCAACAAGAUUGCAUUUCAAAACCCAUGCAGAUUAUGAUGGGACCUACUUUGCUGAAAAUUCUAUCACCUUUGAUUGAUUAGCUUACUCAGAAUUUGGUUCAAAAUGCAACAUGAAAUAAUGGUGACUCACAAGGUAAUAAUAGCUAUGUAAACAACUUGUAUUGUCUUUAUUUCCUGAAUAAAUUUACAAAUAAAUCCUGAAAA
Gavialis gangeticus (Gharial) is the source of this 1360-nucleotide messenger RNA. RefSeq names its product transmembrane protein 231 (gene TMEM231). Bases 16 to 966 code for a protein of 316 amino acids. The record is from RefSeq and is a predicted model, not a curated record. Gene Ontology annotation, biological process: cilium assembly; regulation of protein localization. Lineage: Eukaryota; Metazoa; Chordata; Crocodylia; Gavialidae. Gene Ontology annotation, cellular component: ciliary transition zone; ciliary membrane. The transcript has 8 exons.